AUGGCAACUCCCUGGUUCAAGGGAACUAUGAAGUCUCUCGUCUUCAUCUGUCAAGUUUUACUCAUCGUGAUAACUCGAGUUGAUUCGGUGCCUCCGGAAUGUGAGAAUUCUCCGAACAACAGACCCCCAGAGGACACAGACAUCACGGUGACCUGUGGGACUCAGUUUCUGGAUCUGAGUAUCUUACUUUGUCCUCUCUACUUUGCCAACUACAACGAGUCUCUGCUGAUCCUGAACAACCAGAGCAGAGCCGAGUGCCGAGGGACCACAGACUUCAGUGUACAGCCCCCCGUGAUAAGAUACAGGUUCUCCAUCGAUGAACAGUCUGUCUUGGCCUGUGGCAACAAAAUAGAGAUUAUCAAUGAAGUGGGGACUGGAGACUUUUCAGAUUUCUCAAAUGUUCAGACUGUGACGAUCUCGGGCAUGGUGGUGACCUUUGACUCCACCACAAGUCUGAUCACCUACAGGCCCAUGGUCACCUACAUGUUCUCCUGCACCUACCCUCUGCAAUACGUCAUGAACAACAAUCAGCUAAAUGUAGGUGGAGCGCAGGUGGCCGUGAAUGGAAACAAUGGCAGCUUCAUCACCUCUCUGAAGUUCAAGCUUUACAGUAAUGAGUUUUACAAUGAAUCCCUUAUAAUUCCGGAGACAGGACUUCCCCUAAAAACAAACAUCUAUGCUGAAAUCAGUGCUACGAGUCUAACAGACAGUUUUAAUGUGCUGCUCUGGUGGUGCAUCGCUACAAUGGAGCCAUACACCGAAGCUACAGCUGGAUAUAACCUUUUUGUGGGCUGUGACGUGGAGGCUUACACAAAAUUGGGGGAAAAUGGCGUCUCAGACAAGGCGCGGUUCAUGUUUCAGGCGUUUCGUUUUGUGGAGCAUCAGGGUCGAGCAGUGUCCACGUUUUUCCUGCACUGCUUCACCGGCCUGUGCCAGAAAGACGAGUGUUCCCAGCAAGCUCCCGUACAGGUGCAGGUGGAGGUGCAGGUGCCGGUGGAGGUGCUAGUACAGGUGCAGGUGGAGGUGCAGGUGGAGGUGCACCAAACAGGAGGAGGAGAGAAGCCACAGAGCCAUAACGCUCCAACAGGGAAUAAAGUAUCACAAGAAGAAGGAGACUACACUCGCCCCCUGGUGGGAGUGAUCGUGUGUGUGGCUGUCCUCGCCCUCCUCAUGGUCGUGAUGGGGGUCUGCUUCACCUGGGCCACCAGAAAUAAAAUCCCCCUAUAA
Boleophthalmus pectinirostris (great blue-spotted mudskipper) is the source of this 1227-nucleotide messenger RNA. RefSeq names its product zona pellucida-like domain-containing protein 1. The record is from RefSeq and is a predicted model, not a curated record. Gene Ontology annotation, cellular component: cell surface. The transcript is spliced from 11 exons. The coding region runs from base 1 to 1227 and encodes 408 amino acids. NCBI's taxonomy places the organism in Eukaryota, Metazoa, Chordata, Actinopteri, Gobiiformes, Gobiidae.